Messenger RNA from Myotis lucifugus (little brown bat), 1539 nucleotides. Its product is annotated as taste receptor type 2 member 41-like. Gene Ontology annotation, biological process: detection of chemical stimulus involved in sensory perception of bitter taste; G protein-coupled receptor signaling pathway; sensory perception of taste. Gene Ontology annotation, cellular component: membrane. The record is from RefSeq and is a predicted model, not a curated record. Bases 1 to 927 code for a protein of 308 amino acids. Lineage: Eukaryota; Metazoa; Chordata; Mammalia; Chiroptera; Vespertilionidae. The transcript has a single exon. Gene Ontology annotation, molecular function: G protein-coupled receptor activity.
AUGCAGCCAGCAUUCACAGCCCUCUUCAUGCUGCUCUUUGUCCUGCUGUGUUUCCUGGGAAUCCUGGCCAAUGGCUUCAUUGUGCUGGUGCUGAGCAGAGAAUGGAGGCGGCUUGGGAGGCUGCUCCCUUCUGACAUGAUCCUCAUGAGCUUGGGUGCCUCCCGUUUCUGCCUGCAGUGGAUUGGAAUGGUGUACAACUUUUACUCCUUCUUCCACCCGGGCGAGUUCAGCAAGGGUCCUGCACAGGAGCUCUUUGGUCUCCAAUGGGAAUUCCUGAAUUCAGCUACUUUCUGGUUCGGUACCUGGCUCAGUGUCCUCUUCUGCAUGAAGAUUGCUAACCUCACCCACCCGACCUUCCUCUGGCUGAAGUGGAGGUUCCCAAGGUCAGUGCCCUGGCUUCUGCUGGGCUCUCUCCUGAUCUCCACUGUCGUCUCCCUGCUCUUCUUCUGGGGAAACUACGCUGUGAAUCAAGGUUUCUUCAUUAGAGAAGUUUAUGAGAAUAUGACCUACAUGGAGAGGGUCAAUAUGAUUGAAAUUCACUAUUUCCUACCCCUCAAAUUGGUCACAUUGUCGAUUCCUUGCUCUGUUUUUCUGGUUGCAACCUCACUGCUGAUUCAUUCUUUGAGGAGACACACUCGGAAAAUGCGGCAAAGUGCCCAUAGCCUGCAAGACGCCAGCACCGAGGCUCACACCAGAGCUCUGAAGUCACUCAUCUUCUUCCUCAUUCUUUACAUUCUGUCUUUCAUGUCCCUGAUCAUUGAUACUGUAGGUUUCUUUCUCUCAGAGAAUGACUGGUUCUGGCCAUGGCAAAUUGUAACCUACCUGUGCACAUCUCUUCAUCCCUUUAUCCUCAUCCUCAGCAACCUCAGGUUUCGAGAGGUGCUCAGGCCGCUACUUCUGUUUGCCAGGGGCUUCUGGCUGGUCUAGGUGCCGUGGUCUCCUUAUUCUCAUUCCCAGAAGAGACUCAAGUGAGGAUGACAGAACCACGGCCCAUUUACAUGGAAAUAUCUUCAUAGGUAGAUGUCUACUGGAUCAUUCUGUGGGCUCCUCCUUUGAAAGGAGUGAAGCAGAACAAAAUCUGGGAACACUGAGCAUGAUACCUCUCUUGGGACACCAUUAACAUAGGGCCCCGUGGGUCCCAGAGAGCCAAUAUUGUCCAGAAGGUCAGGAUACAAAAUUUUGUGCUAUUCUCUAUGUUUGUAUAUUCUCGUGUUGAGAGAAAGCCUUCAGUUAAAUGUCUUAAGUAAGUAUACUAUCUUAUCGUGAAAGCCUAAUGGGAAAUUAAGAGAAAAUAUGUCCACAACUGAAUUAGGGUGUAAAUGGGGAAGCAGCAACCUUCGUGAGGAUAAAGUCAAGGUUACUACUAAGGGACAGGUGUGGUAGACAGUGGCUGGGCUGUGAGGUCUAAACGCCCUUCCUUUUGUGGAGAUUCUUCCUCGCACCAAGCUUGGGUAAUUUGGUUUUAAUUUUGUUAAAGCCACUGCAAGGUUUCUUUACACUACCCCCAUCUCUUUUUUAAUUGGUAUUUCCAUUGUUCUG